GGAGCGCGAGUUCAGUCUGGUAGGACGUGUCCGUUCAUCGUUCGUUCGCCGGUUCGCACGUCAUUCCGGCGUCUCACGUUUUUCAUUUCGCUUCGGUAACGUCAAAUACGCGCGGUUUGUCGCAGAUCGAGGUGUCAUCCGUGAUAAAGUGCCCGCGGAUCUGUGUAUUAUGUUCACUCAUCACUUGAGAUAAAAGUGUCAUUGGACUUAACGGAGCCUAAUCUCUUCUCACGCGAGGGAGGAAUCGAACACCGGAGUCACAUCGCGCUGAGGAGAGGCGCUCCCCACCACGUCAACCCUUCCAAACUUCUUUGAGACACGGUCGAUUUUCUACUGCUUCUGAUGCUGCGGUCGGCGGAUCACCUUCUUCUGCAUCCGAGCGGCGAGAUCGCGCUCCGAUUAUGAUGUGAGCUAUUGAAGGUGGAAUCCUCAGGAACCGUGAGGUCCUCGCAAUGGAGGCGGGACCAAAGCAGCCGCCGCAGCAGCAGCAGCAGCCCCAACAGCAGUCGCCUCAGCAGCAACAGCAGCACAACUCACCUGGCAACGGGACUCAGGGUGGUUCGACGCCUCAGGCUCAGCAAAAUGCGGAGGACGCGCUCGCGGCGGCGGAGAACACCCCCGUCAACGAGGGUAUGCUUCUCGCUCGGAUCCACGUGCCCGAGCUCUACGUUAGCAAGUGUCUGCAAUUCCCGAAGGAUCAGCUGGUCUGGGACGUGAAGCAGCAGUGUCUGGCGUCCUUGCCCAAGGUGGCCACUUGGUACAGGGAACUGAAGGAGAGCUUCAAUUACGGUCUCUUCUGUCCGCCGGUGAAUGGAAAAGCCGGGAAAUUCCUGGACGAGGAACGCCGCCUCGGCGAUUAUCCAUUCAAUGGACCUGUCGGGUACUUGGAGCUCAAAUAUAAGAGGCGGGUGUACAAGAUGCUGCAUUUGGAUGAGAAACAGCUCAAGGCUAUGCAUACCAGGACGAAUUUGCGAAGGUUAUUGGAUUAUGUGCAGAGCAGUCAGGUUGAGAAAAUCGCGAAGAUGUGCAGCAAAGGGCUGGAUCCUAAUUUCCACUGUCAGGAAACAGGAGAGACGCCAUUGACAUUGGCAACCACUUUGAAAAAGCCGUCGAAAGUUAUAAUUGCGUUAGUCAAUGGUGGCGCUCUACUGGACUAUCGAACGAAAGAGGGUCUAACGGCGAUGCAUCGUGCCGUUGAACGAAACAGUCUAGAGGCGGUGAAAACGCUAUUAGAGCUGGGCGCCAGCCCGAACUACAAAGAUACGAAGGGUCUGACGCCGCUCUAUUAUAGCGUCAUUCACAAAACCGAUCCGAUGCUCUGCGAGACGUUGCUUCACGACCACGCGACAAUAGGAGCGCAGGAUCUCCAGGGCUGGCAGGAAGUUCAUCAGGCUUGUCGCAACAAUCUCGUACAGCAUCUGGACCACCUGCUUUUCUACGGCGCUGACAUGAAUGCGCGCAACGCGUCCGGUAAUACGCCGUUGCACGUGUGCGCGGUGAAUAACACGGACGCCUCGUGCAUACGUCAGCUACUCUUCAGGGGCGCGCAGAAGGACGCACUCAACUAUGCGAACCAAACGCCAUACCAAGUCGCCGUGAUCGCCGGCAACAUGGAGCUCGCCGAAGUCAUCAAGAACUAUCAGCCGGAAGAAGUCGUACCCUUUAAAGGGCCGCCACGUUACAACCCGAAGCGGCGCUCGGUGGCCUUCGGUGGCACUUCCACGAUGAUGACGACGAGCUGCUCAGCGAGUAAUCUGGGCACCCUCACCAGGAUACCGUCCACCGAACAACACGCGGCGGCGGCGUCUAGCGCCGGUGGUGGUACCUCUAGUGGUACACUCACCAGAACCAUCUCUGUGGAACAAUACUCGAGUAUCACGCGAGUACCCUCCGCUGAGCAGUACGCUACCGCCGCGAGCCUGAAUCGAGUACCGUCCACGGAGCAACCGUACUCUCCGCCUCCACCAUUGUCCGGCACACUCGUCCGAGUCGCGUCCGAAGAGAAAUACGCGCCGCCGUCCGGCAUCGUCUUGAGCAGAGCCUCGUCCUGCGAACGAUACGACGCCACUCUGAUCAGAGUACCGUCCUCCGAGCAGUAUCCGACCGUUAGUACGCUGACCAGAGUACCGUCCACGGAACAGUAUCCGACCGUCGCGGCGGGCAUGAGCAGAGUACCGUCCACGGAACAGUAUCCCUCCACUGGUGGAAUCGCGAUCGUCGGUCAGUCAACCGAGUCGGUCCACCACGGAAGCCUCGGCAGAGUACCGUCCGUAGAGUCGAGCAGAAACGAUUUACCGAGCCGAAUACCGUCCGAACAGAACGGCCACCGACUAACGUCGGAGUACCAGAGUCCAAAUUCUUUGAGAGAUCCUAACGCGAGAUUGCCGAGCGCCGCGGAGAAUUAUACAAACUUGAGAAUGGAGGGUCUAACGAGGCUGCAAGAGCACCGGCUCGAGCUACAACAUCGCCUCGAUAUGCACAGAACGCAGAUGGAGAUGCCGCCGUCGCCGUCGCCUAGCAGCAGGAGCUUAGCACCUUUUAGCUCGGCCAGUUCGAGCUUAUCUGAAGGCAGCAAUCAACCGUCCGGCGAGGAUUCGGCCAGCAUCGUCACAGACAAGAGCCUCGGCGACACGGCGUCCGACGUGAUCAGUGACAGUUCCGGGGUAGGAACCUCGCAGUCCGACACGACCAAUUCAUUAUCCAUUCCCGGUACGACGGUUGUCUGCGUGGAGAGCUACAACAGCGGGAUUACUGGCCAUCUCACUAUCAAUCAAGGAGACAUCCUUGAAGUCACCGGUGCUACCGAUUGCGGCCUCUUGGAAGGGGUCCUACGUGGACAAGGUACCGGUUUGUUCCCCGCGCAUUGCGUUCAGGAAGUCAGGCUGCGUCACACGAACAUACCUCUAGGUCCGCAGCCUGCCAGGGACGGACGAAAUCGAGUUCUAGGUCGCAGGGAGUCGCAGCAUAAAUACUUUGCUACCGCGCCUAGAUUAAAGAAGCCCGUCACAUCGGAACCCCGCACUGUUGUUCUUCACCGUUCGAGGAAAGGCUUCGGUUUCGUAUUGCGCGGCGCCAAGGCCACCUCGCCGCUAAUGGAGUUAACACCGUCUGCCAGGUAUCCGGCGCUACAGUAUCUGGACGACGUCGAUCAAGGAGGUGUGGCUGAUUUAGCGGGUCUCCGAAAAGGAGAUUUUCUUAUUCAAAUUAAUGGCGAGGACGUGACGACGGCCUCCCAUGAACACGUAGUCGACCUGAUUAGGAAAUCGGGAGAAUUGGUGCGAAUGACAGUGGUUUCGCCAGUAAUUAGUCUUCCGAAUUCUCAAUCUGCGGCCGCGUUGCCAACUAGUCAACCUAUCCAGAGACAGUAUGCGACUUUACCGCGCAAGGGUAACAACAAUGUAGUAAUCGGUGGUACGCUUGGCAGAUCUCCAGCUCCUGUACCACCACGGAGAGACCCGAAGACAACACUAAGCGUGGGUCGGGCGAGGGCACGAUCGAUGGUCGCGGGAUUAGAAGGAGGCGGCGAAAGAGAUGAUCGCGAUGAAAUCACAUCGACAGGUGGAAAAUCGAGCAGCGCAGAAUCGAUUCACAUGCCGCAGCAGCCCUCGACUGGAUCGAACACCGGUCAGAAUACUCCGGUGCAACCGAGAACAGCCAGCAUCCGAUCGCGUCCGACAUCCAGCAGGAUUACCGCUGCAGAACUCGAAGAACUAUUUCAGCGGCAGCAGGGUAGCGCCGGUGGUCAGUACAGCUCGUCCAUGAUGAGCUCGUCUCACUUUCAGACUACUGGUCAGUCAACCAAGUCGCAUCCGUCGUCGCCUGCCAAGACCGGCAGGGUGUACGCGAGCGUAGCAGAGAUGAAGCGCAAGGGCAAAUCGCAAUCAAAAGUGCGCUUCUUCGGCGGCUUGGGCGGAGGUUCUGAUCUUCACAGAGACUUCCACAGUACGCCGGAUCUCAACGUGCAAGUGCAGUCCUCGUCCCUUUUGGCGCCCAAGUGCCAUAGAAGCCAAGAAGAUGUAAAUGCCUUGAACGGUAGAAAUGGUCUUCCACCGCCGAAUCAUCCGCCGCCACCUCCGCCGGUUGGGCAAGUCAUCAAAGUGAAUGUCGGCGCCAACGUGCCGGACGUUGUCACUCCAGCUUCGGUUUACGAUAACAUGGCGCACAUCCAGCAAGUGAAAGAACUCGCGGCGGCCACGAUCGAAGGCGGUUAUGGAGUGAUGUCGAGUUUUCGACCGUCUAACAGUGCGAAGCUAUAUGCCUCGCCGGAGGACAUGAAGACCGUCGGUUACCGUUCACGCAGUCUACCAGCUAACCGCCCGCAUCUCAGGAAAUCUCAUAGUCUGCGCAAUCCGCCAAACAACACAAUGUUCAAGCCAACCGGCAGCCAGCAGGCGCUGAAUAACAAUGUCGGCAAUAUAAACAGCAACGGGAACGGUAACAAUCAGUACGCGCAACCGCUGAAGACUACUAGAAGUAACAGCACGGCCGGUAUCCGCGAGCGGAAAAAGAAGACUGUCGUCUUGAACGCCAGUUCAUCCGUCACGAAUCUUUCGUCGAUCGCGUCCGGCGCAAACGGAACGACCGUGCCGCCUAAUUCGGCACCGCCAAUUCCCGAGCCAGAUUACAGCCUGUCAGAAUCGGAGAAUGACGACGAAGGCGAGGACGACGAGACGGACGAGGAUGGUGAAUCGGAGAUUGCGAAGGAGCUCGAGAAAGCGGCGGCGCGGGAAAAACUGGAGGCAACGCGAGAAACAUCCGGCAAUUCCAACACAUCCGGCUCGAGUUCGUCGGGAAGCGGCUCGCUGCCGCACUCGUUCAGCGUCGAGGAGAUCCAAAAAGUGCGCACGCAACUCAAAUCGUCCAAAAGCCAUCCAAACGACUUUCUGCUACAGACGCAGCAGUCGCUCGUCGAGGACGGCGACAACAGCUCGAGUGGCGUUAGCUCGGAUCAGGAUGUGCCGGUGGGCCCGCCGAUGGGUUUUGAUGACACUGCUGUGCGGAACCUGGCCAAUCAGGAGAGCAAUCAACAUUCGGGAGGUACGACUCUGCUAACCGGUGUCAACCCGAUCGACAAGGAGAGCAGUCAAACCAAACGACCAGGCUACGGGGGUAGCGGUUUGCUGACUAGGCACGCGGUUAGUCUGGCGCAGCUGCCGCCGCCGAUCGAGGCGGAUGCCGAGGAACAGAACAAUGAUCUGUUUGUGCCGCCGCCGCCGGAAUUCAACGCAGGCCCAUCCGCCGGCGGCCAUGAUCAAGAAGUAGUGGUAUUUGCACCACCGCCGCAAUUCUGCGAUAACAAGCAACAUCAACAGCAGCAGCAGCAGCAGCAGACCACUUCACAGAAUCGGGUUAAGAUAAUAGGCGCGAUUCCCAAGGUUGCCGGAAACCAGGUGAAGGCGUCAGGCGGAAGAGCAUUGCCGUAAAAGAAAAAUCCACCGUAAAUUAUAGCACGAAUGUUUUGUUCACGUAUGUCUUUGCUGCGCGAACAGAGAAGUUUGCAACACGUAAUUGGUAGAUCGCGAUUUCAAAGUCAAUAUAUUUAGAGGUUUUUCUGCCUUUUCGGUAGUGUAAUCGCCGCGCGACGAGCAUAUUAAAUUUGAACGGUAUCGCUGAAAAGCGAUUGACAGUCCGCGCAGGUGUGCUGUCGUAUAUAAAGCGUGGUCGGCUUGGACGACUUUUUGCCAAUAGUAAAUUCGUAUUCUAAUCGAGCGUCUAGGAGUCGUAGGAUAUAAUGUGAGGAGAUAAUUGCGAGCGCAUUUUUACCAAGUAAAUUUACGAGUGUGAGCGUACGUUCGAUUGCACUAUAAUGGAGAAUUGAUUUGCAACACGAACGAUCAUAAUCGUUUAAUAAUAUCCUGUCUAUGAGCGAGGAUCCGACAAAUCCGGAAACCGAUUUACUAUACCAUAGAAAGAGAAAGAAAGAGAAAGAGAGACCUAAAAGAUAGGAAAAAGCGAAAAUCCGCACAUUGAAGAAGAAAAGAAAAGAAAAAAAUAACCAAAUCAGAAAAAGAAAGAAGAAGAGAGAUUCGUGUACGCGUGCAAAGAAUCGUGACGCGUGAAUGUGCAAUGCAUAUCGAUUUGUUUUUCAUGUUUCUAUCGAACGACGAGGUUUUAAUACUUUUACACACGAUACAUUUUGUCUCUCCGAAUGCGGAUAAUAAGAUAGGUCGAGCCAAGUUUUUUGCGAAUCGCUCUUGAACCAAUUUUAAGCAAAAGUAUAUCGCGAUAAUCUCGCUCAUUCUUGAUCCACCGGCGAAGAAUGAAAUGGGCCAUGAUGGAUCGAUGACGUAAUGCAUAAAUCAUAUAAUUGAUUACUUGUUAAUAUCGAACACACGCAGUUUUUUUUAGUUUCAACUAGCAUUUUCUUUUAUGUCUAAGACACUGCUCAAAUGCCUAAUCACAAAGCUCUACUCGCGAAGUCAUUAGAGAUUCUUACUAGUUUGUAAUUGUAAAUGUUAUUAUUAUUAAUAUUAGAGCAUUAUUAUUAUAUUAUUAAUAUUAUUAUAUAUUAGCAUCGUUAUAUUGUAAUCAUACGGCGACUAUGGCGUUCCAUUAACGAUCUGUCAAUAAAACGUAGUCGCGUCACGCGCAGAAAUGCGCAGCACUAUAUUCGUUAUACUAUCGCACCAUCACUACUCCAGCCUGUGUAAAGUAAAACCCCAUACUCCUUCCAUUCGUGUCAGAAGCUUCCCUUGAGCCAGGAGACGUGUUUUUGUUUUUGUUUUUUUCUUUGUUUUUUAAUUAUGCGUUCUUGUCGACUGAGUUCAAAGAUUGACAUUGUGAGUGGAUAACUAGCAGAAUUCCACAAUUUUACUCGACGGCUCGAAUCGAACUCACAUGCAAGUUCGUGAAUCGAAAUUCUCCGCUUGUGAGUUAAUCGACCUUCUGAUGUACAUACGUGUUACGUCGACUCGCAACACUAUUCGCAGAUGCAACCGUGAUUCAUCGCGAGUUAGUAAGAUCUCGCGGCUCUCGGGGUGACAGUGCAUAUUGUAUAUAUAUAUUAUAUAUUGAGUAACGUGCGUUGUAUAUCCUCGAGUAUCUAUAAUUACAAGCGAUCAUCACAUUUAUUUUCAUCGCAUUUUCAUCAUGUUAGGUCUAUAAGCGAUCGAACAUCUUUUUCUUCCUUCCCACCCUUUUCCCCCUGGAUGGUCAUCUCUAUAUGCGCUUUCGCGAACUCUGAGAAAAAGAAAGAUAAGGAAACUCGCAUUUCGUGCGAGUAUGCGUGAGUCGCCGCGUGGAUUUUUGAAAAAAUUGAGUUCAAUCAUAUUUUCAGUUCAAUCAUAUUUUCAAGUAUUCCUCAGAUAAUAUUUGAUUUCGACGUCUUUUAGUAUAAGUGCAAGUACACGGCAUAGUAUAAGUAUGGAGUAUAUUUUUUUGGAUAUUUUUUGAAUAUUUUGCGAUUUGAAUAUUUGAAUAUUUUUAUUAAUAUCGCAACAUUAUGCAUGAAGAUAUGUUUUGUAUGAAAAUUAUAAACGAUUUAUAUAAAAAAAAAGUGCAAGAGAAAGAUAUCGGAACAGAAUUAAAAAAAUAGAAAAAUUAUAUAAAUCUAUUUGGCAGUUCGUGCAUCGUUUAUCUCAUAUACUUAUUUUUCAAACUCUUGUUUAGAUAAAUGAUAGAUCCGUGUCUACAUUUUAUACGAUUUAUUGAAAAAUUGUUUUUUAAUAAAUCACUAAAAAAUAUUUAUUUAAACCAAUAACUUCUAUAAAUUGUUUGUCCAGGAAUAUAUAAUAGUAAUAAAAUCCGAUAUAAAAAAAAAAAAUCGUAAAAUAUUUGACAAACAUCCAACGACAUUCAUUGGAUAUAUACUGUCACGAGAUUAUAAACUGUUGUAGAUCGCGGUAAAAAAAAAAUGAUACACAUGUGUGUAUCACGAUUCAAUCAGAGCACGACAUAGUGAAAAUCAACAGAGAAGAUCGGUCGAGAAGCGAGGCUUUAUUUUUCUUUGCCGUGAGCCGGAUGCACGGGUUACGACUGAGAUGUUAUUAUAUAAUUACGACAUUCCUGCCAAAAGUAAUAUAUAUAGAGAGUAGUCUUAUAUAUUAUAUAUAUAAAUAUAUAAUAUAUCAAAAUUUAUAUAUAUAUAUAUAUAUAUAUAUAUAUACGAAGAAAAAAGAAAAGAGAGUUAACAUUGCGUACGUCUCUUGCGUGAGAGGAAUUUGUAAUCUAUAGUUGCUCCUUCCAAUUUUCCAUUCCCUCUGCUUCCCUUCUUUCUCUGUCGUACCCCCUUGUUCUUUCUCCGUAUCGAUCAGCGAGUUCGGGAUCGCGACCUUGCAAUGUAAGGACGCGAUAUCGUCCUAAUGAGGAGUCCCGAGAUUGUCGCACGAUAUAUUUAAUUCUUGUUAAAAUUUGUCAGUAAAGUAUUUAUAUAUGUAUAAUAUAUGUAUAUAUACAGGCUCUGUUUUCGGCGUAAACGAUAAUUAAUCGGCCGCACUCUUCGCGGAGAGCGUAGCACGUAUACAGAGUGUACCGAAAAAGACGUAUGUUUCUUCUCCCUCCACUCCCUCAGAUAGUUUCAGUAAAUUUUUUGAUCGUGAUUUUUCCUCGGAAAAUAAUUUUAUUAAUUAUCCGUCUGUUGUAAAUUUUCCGCUUGGCUCGAUGAUUAAAACUCCCCCAUGAAAUCGAUUUUCGAUUAGGAAGAAUUUUGCGCCAAUUUUGCGAGGAGAAAUAAAGGAUUGUUAUACGACACGUAUAUUCGUCCCUCGAGACACCCUGUACACUGCGCUUCGACGAGGGUGCUAAGGAGAGCCAUCGAGAACCAUGACUCGAUGAUUGUACACCAAUUGACUGAACUUUUGGGAACCACUCUUCGUUAUUUUCAACCACUUUCCUAUACGUUUAAUUCUCGAUCCUUUGCCUAUUCAUCUUCCUUCUGUCAUCUCACCUUUUGCCAUUCUUCAUAAUUUAGUUAUCAUUAUCUCAUUAAUAUUAUUAUGAGGCAAUUACUAUUAGUAUUUUGUAUUAUAGGUAUUGUAUUGUAAAUUGCAAAAGUACGUGCAAUGUUUCGACGAUGAAUAAUAAUCGAUCAUGUUCAACUAA
This is a messenger RNA of Cataglyphis hispanica, 9039 nucleotides long. RefSeq names its product SH3 and multiple ankyrin repeat domains protein 2 (gene Prosap). The record is from RefSeq and is a predicted model, not a curated record. Gene Ontology annotation, cellular component: postsynaptic density; postsynaptic membrane; dendritic spine. The coding region runs from base 453 to 5423 and encodes 1656 amino acids. The transcript is spliced from 18 exons. Gene Ontology annotation, molecular function: ionotropic glutamate receptor binding; synaptic receptor adaptor activity. Lineage: Eukaryota; Metazoa; Arthropoda; Insecta; Hymenoptera; Formicidae.